Molecule: messenger RNA, 1119 nt
Organism: Phasianus colchicus (ring-necked pheasant)
Lineage: Eukaryota; Metazoa; Chordata; Aves; Galliformes; Phasianidae
Source: RefSeq, a predicted model, not a curated record
GACGUGGAUGUGUCCGUGCCAAAGAUUGAGGGCGACCUCAAGGGUCCUGAAGUAGACAUCAAAGGCCCAAAAGUGGACGUGGACCUUCCUGAUGUGGAGCUGCAUGGUCCCGAAGGAAAAGUGAAGGGGCCCAAGUUCAAGAUGCCUGAGAUGCACUUCAAGGGCCCCAAGUUCUCCAUGCCCGAUGUGGACCUGCACCUGAAGGGCCACAAAGUGAAGGGAGAAAUGGACAUCUCCGUCCCAAAAAUAGAGGGUGACCUGAAAGGGCCUGACGUGGAACUGAAAGGUCCCAAAGUGGACAUCGAUGUUCCUGAUGUGGAGCUGGAAUGUCCCGAGGGCAAAGUGAAGGGCCCCAAGUUCAAGAUGCCCGAGAUGCACUUCAAGGCCCCAAAAAUCUCCAUGCCUGACUUCGAUCUGAGCCUGAAGGGCCCCAAGGUGAAGGGGGACGUGGAUGUGUCCAUGCCCAAACUGGAAGGGGAUAUAAAAGGCCCCGACCUUGACAUCAAAGGCCCCAAAGUGGAUGUUGAGGUUCCCGAUGUUGAGCUGGAAGUUCCAGAAGGGAAACUCAAAGGUCCCAAAUUCAAGAUGCCAGAGAUGCACAUCAAGGCACCAAAGAUCUCCAUGCCUGACAUCGACCUGAACCUGAAGGGCCCCAAAGUGAAGGGCGACGUGGAUGUGUCCGUGCCAAAGUUGGGAGGGGACCUGAAGGGUCCUGAGGUGGACAUCAAAGGACCCAAAGUGGACGUGGACCUUCCUGACGUUGAUUUGCAGUGUCCUGAAGGGAAAGUGAAGGGCCCCAAAUUCAAGAUGCCUGAAAUGCACUUCAAAGCCCCCAAGAUCUCCAUGCCUGACUUUGAUCUGAGCCUGAAGGGCCCCAAAGUGAAGGGAGACAUGGAUGUGUCCGUGCCAAAGGUUGAGGGCGAUCUGAAGGGACCUGAAAUGGAUAUCAAAGGUCCCAAAGUGGACGUGGACCUUCCUGAUGUGGACAUUGAGGGACCUGAAGGGAAAGGCCCCAAAGUGAAGGGAGACGUGGAUGUGUCCGUGCCAAAGAUUGAGGGCGACCUGAAGGGCCCCGAGGUUGAUAUCAAAGGUCCCAAAGUGGACGUGGACCUUCCUGAG